AUGGGCUCAUAUUGUCACCGACGUUAUGUGUCGCGCCUCUUUCAGAAUUUUGGCAAGCUGCAGCCAAAAAUGAAAACUGAACAGGAAGCUGGGCUGUCAUGUAAUAGCCAUAAGUUGAUGCUCUAUAAUGAUAUCAUAGCUCCCAGCUAUUUUGGAGGAUUCCAUAUGCUUCCGCUGGGAGUACGUGCCCUUGAAAAGCUGACACGACUUGUGGAUCAGGAGAUGCAGACAGUUGGGGGACAAAAGAUUGCCAUGACGACUCUUGCCAAAGAAUCUUUGUGGCAGAAAUCUGGCAGGUGGGAGACAGCAGGGGCUGAAUUAUUUACACUCAAGGAUAGGCAGAAACAUCAAUUUUGUCUCGGACCGACACAUGAGGAGCUUGUGACACAGCUGUUGGCGAACAACCAGGUUUCUUACAAGCAGUUGCCAAUCAGACUGUAUCAGAUAACCCGAAAAUUUCGUGACGAAAUGGCACCCAAAUACGGCCUCUUACGAGGAAGAGAGUUUGAAAUGAAAGAUAUGUACACGUUUGAUACAAAUAAAGAUACUGCACUGGAAACCUACAAUGCCGUGUGUGAAGCUUACGACCGCAUCUUUGAUAGAAUAGGUGUAGAGUACGUCAAAGUAUCUGGAGCUACAGGCUUGAUUGGGGGAGAUUUGUCUCAUGAGUAUCACUACCAGACCGACGUAGGCCAGGAUUCUGUUUUGCUGUGCGACAGGUGUGAGGUUAAGAUGAACAAGGAACUGGCAGCUGUAGAUGGAAGCUUGCCCAGCUCCUGCCAAUUGCCCGCUACAGACUGUGAGCUGCAAGAACGGAAAGGAAUUGAGGUUGGCCACACAUUCUACCUGGGCACAAAAUACUCAUCUAUAUUUAAUGCAGCAUACAGAAGUCAAGAAGGACAAAACAUACAUUACAGUAUGUGUUGUUUUGGUCUGGGCAUGACACGGAUUAUACAGUCCACAGUUGAAGUUUUGUCAACAGAAAACAACCUGAGGUGGCCCAGUUUGAUUGCCCCUCAUCAGAUUUACAUAAUUCCUAAGAAGGAUGGGCCACGGGGAAGUGAGUACCUGGCAGCGGCAGGAUCUUUGAGUGAUUCCUUCACACAGCGACCACAUCUGAGGGGAGAAGUGGUCAUUGAUGACAGGAUGUCCAUGACGAUUGGCAGACGGCAGGUUGAUGCCGACAGGCUUGGCUACCCAUACAUAGUGAUUCUGGGAGUGAAGGCUCUUGAAUCUCCUGCCUUAUAUGAGGUGGUCAACGUAGCUAAAGGAGAAACAACAUUUAUGAGUGAAGAUCAACUGAUGGCAUUAGCAGACACCAUUGAGACAAUAUAG
Molecule: messenger RNA, 1335 nt
Organism: Candidula unifasciata
Lineage: Eukaryota; Metazoa; Mollusca; Gastropoda; Stylommatophora; Geomitridae
Source: the annotation of a GenBank genome assembly